CAGCACCAGCUGGCUUUGUGCAGUGGGUGCCGCAGUAUAAAUCAUGUUAAUUCCUGAGAUGCUUUUCCGCGACAGCUCCAGAAGGAUGCUCGGGCACUGGUGAGGGGAGAUUUGCCUGCUGGAGGAUGGGGUGCACAGGGCUGGGCUGUCUGGCAGCGCUGGCCGUGCUCUGCAGGGCUCUCGGGGAUGCUCCCAGCAGAGGCAUCAAAUGUGGGGGAGUACUUUCAGCACCCUCUGGCAAUUUCUCCAGCCCCAACUUCCCAGGGCUGUAUCCCUACGAGACCGAGUGCACGUGGCUCAUCGUGGUGGCCGAGGGCUCCUCCGUCCUGCUCUCCUUCAGCCACUUCGAGCUGGAGUACCACGACACCUGCGCCUACGACUACCUCCAGGUCUACAACGGGGCUGCCCGGGACCGGGGCAACCUCCUGGGCACCUUCUGUGGCCACAGCCCCCCGCCACCCUUCUCCUCCGCCUGGCACGUCAUGGCCGUGGUCUUCCGCUCCGACCGGCACGUGGCCAAGCACGGCUUCGCCGCCGCCUACAGGAAAGACGCCUGCGGUGGGCAGCUGACGGGGCUCUCUGGGGAGAUCACCAGCCCGCGCUACCCCGAGAGUUACCCCAACGAUGCCGAGUGCCGCUGGAGCAUCGGGGGCGCCAGCGGGGGUGGCCCCCUCACCCUGGUGUUCGCUGACUUCCAGAUGGAGGGGGGCCAAGGCUGUGGCUUUGACUACGUGGCGCUUUUUGAUGGCCCCACGGUCACUGCCCCCAGCCUGGGGCGUUACUGCGGCAGCGCCCGCCCGCCCCGCACCGUCUCCUCCACCCCACACCUCCUCAUCAUCUUCAAGUCAGACUUCAACAUUGGUGGCAGGGGCUUCAAGGCCCAUUUCUACUCAGGUGAGUGCCAGGAGGUGUUCACCACCAUCAAAGGGAAUUUCUCCAGCCCUCAAUACCCCAGCUUCUACCCCAACAACCUCAAGUGCCAGUGGAGCAUCCAGCUUCCCCCGGGCUACCGGGUCAAGGUCUUCUUCCUGGACAUGGAGCUGGAGGGCCGGAGCAGCCUUACGGGGGCCUGUGACUAUGAUCACUUGUCUGCCUUUGAUGGUGGCACUGAGAGUGGGUCCCUGCUGGGCCGCUGGUGUGGGCGGGAGAGCCUGGCACCCGUCACCUCCCGCAGCAACCGGCUGCUCCUGCUCCUCCACACCGACCGCAACACGGCCAAGAGGGGCUUCUCCAUCUCCUACGUGGGAGUUGUGCCCAUGAAUGUCAGCUGCACCCGGACAGACUUCCACAUCCAGAUCCCUGUGCAGUCCCUGGCCCAGCUGGAGAGGAAUAGGAUUUAUUUGGGGAUCCCGUCCUGUGCAGCCCAGGUGGUUGGCAGGAACUUUAAAAUACACACCAGGUUUGACACCUGUGGCACUGAAUCCCAGAGACGCAACAACACGUCUGUCAUCGUCAGCACCCUCUACAUUGAUUUUUCAGUGGGAGACCAGGAGGACAUCCACCAGUACGAGGUGCAGUGUGAGCCAAAGAGGAAGGAAGCCUCAGUGACCCUUAUUGCUGGCCCUGAUCCAUCCAGGCUCAGCCAGGCAGAAAACCUGGUGGAUGCCCAGAAGUGGGAGGGGGAAGCGGUCGAUGCCCGUGAGAUCAAGAGCCAGGACACCAGCGACAUCGUCUUCAUCAGCAUCUGCAUCCUGGCUGGGCUCCUCAUGGUCAUCGCAGUGGUGGGGCUGGUGCUGCUCUAGGAUGCCCUUUCCAGACUCCAGGGAUUGCAGUCCCACUCAUGCCCAGGGCAGGAAGGCACCCCAAAAUCCACCCUCACCCCAGGCUGAACCCUAACACAGCUCCCAGGCCCUGAAACUGAGCCUGAACCCAACCUCCACCUUCUCUUAGUGCCUGAAAAAUCUGGGCAAUAGGCAGCCGUUUCCCUUCCCAAUUUGUUUUCCUCUGUUUCAAUCUGUCCAUUUGGCUCAGGAAUGCAAUUCUUGUGCUCCCUAACUCUUCCCGCACCUGCUUCAAUUUGUUUUCCCUGUAGUGCUGCUGCUUUCAGGAAAGAAACGUUGUUUGCCGAUGGCUGCAAAUCUUCCUGUCAAUUAUUUCUAGCUGAAUUCUUGGAGGUACAAACCAUCCCCAAAUGCAGCUAUAUUCCCAACAAAUGUUCUCCCUGCUCCCAGCCCGUGCUUGGGGGGUACUGUGGAGCUGUGUUACAGGGAUCUCCACCUGGCACACACAGAUGUAGCUCAUGCAGGUGCUCCCAGGUGAUGUUUCUGGCUGUCUGUGGGUGAUGUGAUGAGAUGCAUUUGCUGUGCCCUGGAGCUCCUUGUUUGAUCUUCUCAUGUUGUCUCACCUUCUCGCAGGACUCACCUGAGUGCCUCAGCCACCAGCAGCUGGAGGGGAGGAGAACAAUCCUCUUCUCUGUGUUUUCCUUCUUUCCGUCAUAUCCACGUAUCCACAGCUGUGAACUCUCUACCAGCAUUACUCCUGAAGUGUGAAAAUUUGGGCAAAUCCUGCUAUGGCUUGGGAAGAUGUUGGAGUGCAGAGGUUUUGGUGACCCUGUAAAGGCAACCUUGGCAGGAGGGGCUGGGACCUCAGUGACACCAGAUCUCCAC
Melozone crissalis (California towhee) is the source of this 2606-nucleotide messenger RNA. It is a transcript of the gene CDCP2, whose product is annotated as CUB domain containing protein 2. The record is from RefSeq and is a predicted model, not a curated record. NCBI's taxonomy places the organism in Eukaryota, Metazoa, Chordata, Aves, Passeriformes, Passerellidae. The transcript has 7 exons. Bases 126 to 1742 code for a protein of 538 amino acids.